AUGGCGACCCCCUCGUCCACCGCGACGACCCCCUCACCCAGGCCGCGGUAUCUGCACUCGCCAGGAGACGCGUCGUCUUCUACCUCCGUGCCUAGCGGCACCUCAGCUCAUGCGACAGAUGAUAGAGAACGCGUAGUUCAGAAACUACGCACGCAAGCAGAGCUCAACAAGCUGGCUCUAAACCUGCGUGCUCGUCUCUCGUACGCCAACUUCAAGGUCAAGAACAACUCGACCAAUAACACGCUAUUAGAUCUGGAUUCCCAGCUCCAUGCAGCCGCUAAACACGCCGCGAAUGGGAAGACACCCACCAAGCCUGCCUCCGGUACCUUCUUCGGGAUUCCAGGCAGUCCUAGUGCGGGUCAGUCCUCGCGGUUAGCAGCGCGUAGGGGGUCAAUGGCACCGCCGCCGCCGGUGACUGCUUCCGCUGCGCAGAGCUUGUUCUCCUCCCUACUGGCGCCUCCUCCCGCCAAGCGCGCUCGGACCAUCCACAAUCCUGACGACCCGCCCGUCGCGGCUCCGGAGAAGGCAGUAGAACAUGUCCGUACUCCCCAUCGAACGACGAAGGUCGCACGCACACCAGACUCCCAUGCGAAGUCGAAGACUAAGAAAGGCGCUAAGGACAAGGCGGGCGCUCCACCAUCGGGCAAGGGCAAGGGCAAAGGCAAAGCGAGACAACGCGUCACCGCUGAGGGAAGCUUCGAGCCGCAGUCCGAAGCAUUUGGGAAUGGUGACAUCGACGUCGAGGCCGCGAAGACUCUGACACACUUCCUUCUGGCACAUCGGCCGUCUGUCUCCGCCACCGCAGGAUCGCCACGCUCCAGUAUAUCAGCGGGGUCGGAUCCAGGUUCUGCACAGUCCUUCCCUCAUUAUGCUCAGAGCGCUACGAGGUUGGGUCCUGGGAGUUCGGCGCAGGAGUCUCCUUUCGCUGCUGGCGACUCGCAUUCAGCCGCCACGCCUCCGCACUCUCCCGCGUUAUCACAACCCUCGCCUGCUCUCUCGCAUGCGAUGGCAUACCGACAGAGCGUCCAUCCAGGCAGCAACCUCCGACCAGAGGGCGGCGGCACACCCAAGAUGGCGUCUCGGGAGCGCGUAGGAAGCCUCGAGGACACGGAUGCGGCCGGCAUGCUUCUUCUCAUGGCCACUUCACCGUCACCGGCUCGGCCGACGUCGACGCGAGAUCGGGAAGCGAGAGACGCUGCCGCGUUCCAAGCUCUCCGGGGCGGGAGCACAGGCCUCAAAGGCCGUGUCCUAUUUCCGACAUAUGAAGGCGGAGAGGGCGGAGGGCGGGGUCAUGCUCGGACGCUUUCGCGGGAGAUGAGCGGCAGUUUCGCCUCGGUUUCCAGCGUCGCGACGGAGCCCGUGUCUCCUCGUACGGUGCCUGCGAGGCGGACGGCCGAGCAACCGCGGGCUUCCACUUCUUCGAGUACUCUGGUUGAGUCGACAAGCAGCGGUACUCGACUGGAGGUGCACAUGCCGAUGCUUCCGACCAUCACCCCUCCGACGCCGACGGACCAGAUGCCUUCACAGCUGCUUCCCGCUGCGCCUCAUUCGCCCCGCCAAGGCUCUACCGAGCGGCGACAACCACCGUCAAUAGCGCCACCUGCCAGCAUGCCCCCUCACACGCCCAAUGCCUCGUUUAGUCUCAGUGACUACGUCAAUGUCUCCCCGUCGCCCGCAGCCGCCUUGCAACAAGCACAGCCACGACAACCGUCGCAUGGUCCGUCGCAAAUCGGGAGACGGUUGUUCGAGGAGCAUCCAGCGCCAAAUAGCAGCCCGUCACGUCGCGUUCAUCAUCCGUCACGUCCGCCACCGUCUUCGCCGUCGCCCUCACACAAGAGCGGCGGGCUAAGUGCGGGCGUAGACCUUGUAUAGAGCCUAUCGCCCCCGACUGUCCGGUCGCGGCUUGGUUUCUCGGCCACUCAUGCAAAUGACUCCAAUGUAUCGGUCUUCCCCCGUUCCCUGACGCCUUACAAGACGGCAGACGGACUCAUCGUGUAUCCC
Trametes versicolor FP-101664 SS1 is the source of this 2001-nucleotide messenger RNA. RefSeq lists its product as uncharacterized. Bases 1 to 1872 code for a protein of 623 amino acids. The transcript has 2 exons. Lineage: Eukaryota; Fungi; Basidiomycota; Agaricomycetes; Polyporales; Polyporaceae. The record is from RefSeq and is a predicted model, not a curated record.